CGCGGCGAGGCAGGAGGGAGGAGGGACGGUGGCGAAGGAUGGAAAGUGAGUCAGUAGGGACAGAGCUGGAGGAACCGAGUCGCGGCGAUGACAGCCAGGGGGCUCACGCCUUCGCUGCUGCUGCAGCUGCUGGUGGUCGCGGGCGCUGCGGGCGCCCGCUGGCGCGGGCAGGGAACCACACCGCACCUCCAGAGCAUUAUCCUGGGCCGGUGCGCGGAGUAUGACGCCCUGGUGAAUCCGGACCCGCGGGGCAGGAACUGCACAGCUAUCUGGGAAGCCUUCAAAGUGGUGCUGGUUAAGGAUCCCUGUUCCGUCCUUCCCUCAGACUACGACCGUUUUAUUGACCUCUCCAGACAUUCCAUUCCCAGAGACAAGUCCCUGUUCUGGGAAAACAACCACCUCCUGGUCACUAGCUACUCAGAGAAUGGACUUCGCUUUUUGCCUUUGUGCAGUGUUCUAUACGGGAGGAUUGGAGAUUUUCUGAGCUGGUGUCGACAGGAAAAUGCCUCGGGGCUCGAUUACCAGUCCUGCCCUACAUCAGAAGAUUGUGAGAACAACGCUGUGGAUUCUUUCUGGAAAAGGGCCUCUAUGCAGUAUGCAAGGGAGAGUUCUGGAGUGAUCUCUGUCAUGCUGAAUGGUUCAGAGCCAUCAGGAGCCUAUCCUGUUAAAGGGUUUUUUGCAGAUUUUGAAAUUCCCUACUUGCAGAAGGAUAAAAUCACACGAAUUGAGAUCUGGGUUAUGCAUGAAAUCGGAAAACCAAAAGUGGAAUCCUGUGGAGAAGGCACUGUGAAAAUCCUGGAAGAGAGACUGAAGAAAAUGGGUUUUCAGUACAGCUGUAUAAAUGAUCACUUACCAGUGAAGCUCUUAAAGUGUGUGGACCACAGCACCCAUCCUGAUUGUGUCUUGAAUUCGGCAGCUGCAUCUAGAGAAAUCCCACCUCUCUGGGCAGAACAUGGUGCCAGUCAUAUUGUUCCCUUCCUAGUGGCUCUGGCUUCAGCUGUUCACAUGUAACCAGAAACUCUGCUGUGUGGCUCUAACUCUACCCCAACCCUGAAGCCUGCCCUUUGCACAUUCAUUCUUCUUGUUCUGUGCAUAGCAGGUGAUUCCAUUGUCUGAUGAAGCUUCCUGCUGGGAAAACAAUGUCCUGAGAGGGCUUUUCAAUGAUACACAUGCUCAGGAUUUCAGAGACAGGAAAUUCUUCUAGUCCUAUUGAACAGGUUAAAAUUGCUGCAUUAGAAUUAAAGCAAGUUAUUAGCUUCUUACUUCAUAAUGGUGCAAAGCAUUGAGAUCCAGACUGAUGCUCUAUAAAAAAUAUUUUUAGGAAAUUCUAAUAGAACUAAAUCUGUGUAUUUUUCUAUAUUUUCUUUUAUCCUCAAUGGGGCACACUGCAUGCUUAUUGAUAGUUUAAGAUAUAUACUUAAGAUAGUAUAAGAUAUAUAUACAUAUAUAUUUGUCAUGCAAAGAUUUAUGUUUAAAGAUGUUCAUUUAGGAGUGCCUUGGUGGGUUGGUCAGUUAAGUGUCUGACUUUGGCUCAAAUCAUGAUCUCAGGGUCCUGCUCAAUGGGGAGUCUGCUUUUCCCUCUGCCCCUCUCCUCUUUCUGUCAAACAAAUAGAUUUAAUUUUUUAAAAAAGUUUUCAUUUAAUGGUUAAAUAUAAUGGUAGGGGAGAAACUCACAAUGUCCAAUAAUAGGGAACUGUCCUCAUAUUGCUUUGUAUAUCUGUAGGAUGGAAUAUCGUUCAGCUGGGAAAAGUCAAGUUUACUAACCCAAAUGUCCUUUGCCCAGUGAAUGGAUGAACUAACUGUGGUACAUCUAUACAAUACUCAGCAAAACUCUGUAUAUUUAGCAAAAGAAAGUAACCAGCUAUUGGUAUAUGCAGCAA
Mustela lutreola (European mink) is the source of this 1880-nucleotide messenger RNA. It is a transcript of the gene BST1, whose product is annotated as bone marrow stromal cell antigen 1. Gene Ontology annotation, molecular function: phosphorus-oxygen lyase activity; NAD+ nucleosidase activity. Gene Ontology annotation, biological process: positive regulation of B cell proliferation. The record is from RefSeq and is a predicted model, not a curated record. NCBI's taxonomy places the organism in Eukaryota, Metazoa, Chordata, Mammalia, Carnivora, Mustelidae. Bases 88 to 1011 code for a protein of 307 amino acids. The transcript is spliced from 9 exons. Gene Ontology annotation, cellular component: plasma membrane.